GGUGAGCGAGAAAUCACAUGCUACCGAUCGGCGACCGGUAAGUUGCUGUCUAUAACACACAACAAGCAACAUUACCGGCAUUUAGUCAUCUCGGGAAAGUGAUUGCAUUCGAACGCGUUUGAACGUGGGAGACACUUCUCCUCGCACAACUAGAUAGGGAAUUUCACAAUAAUAAUUUUAGAUAGGAAAAAAUGCGUGAUUUGAGCUGUGAUAUUCGGUUUCCUUACAAUUGGAACCGUGAAUUUUACUGCGGGGAACGGUUGCAACUUUCGGUUGAACUACGGUGUGCCAAAGUGGUUGUGCUGAAAGGAGUGGAGUUGAGCGUUAGCUGUCGGAAUGAUACGAACGAACCAGCUGAUGAGUAUGGCCGGUAUAUUAAGGAUCCCGAGGAGGUGGAAGACGACUGCAAGGAAACUGUUAAGACUGUUUCCGAUUUUAAAGCUGACAUAGAUCUCCUAGGAAAUUACGAUCGACCAAUCAGACUGCAACAAGGAACGCAUAUAUUCAACUUGAACUGCUGGCUACCGGAGAGGAUAAGCGAUCAGAGCUGUGAUACCGAGGAAGAGUAUCUUAGUUUAACUGUAAGUGUAAGAGUUAGGAAAACUGCCAAAAAUGAAGAACAUUCCCCUAAGGAGAUGAGUCACUCAGACGGAUGGAGACAAACUAGCUUUACAUGGCCAGGAACCUAUGGUCACAUCCGGAAUUAUUCACAAGUACAGGUGGAUAUUUGUUCGUACCACGUAUCAAACACAGAGGAUGCAAAUAAUCGUUACGAUUACGAAGAAAGUGAGGACAGUUUUCUUGAAAACUGGUUAGGGUGUAUUCCUAUGCAGGGGGAGCUUCUGGAGGAGGAAGAAGAGUGUUCAGCUAUAGAUGACUAGUCA
This is a messenger RNA of Aedes albopictus (Asian tiger mosquito), 884 nucleotides long. RefSeq lists its product as uncharacterized. The coding region runs from base 192 to 881 and encodes 229 amino acids. NCBI's taxonomy places the organism in Eukaryota, Metazoa, Arthropoda, Insecta, Diptera, Culicidae. The record is from RefSeq and is a predicted model, not a curated record. The transcript has 3 exons.